This is a messenger RNA of Penaeus indicus, 2885 nucleotides long. RefSeq names its product TRPM8 channel-associated factor 3-like. The record is from RefSeq and is a predicted model, not a curated record. The transcript has 2 exons. NCBI's taxonomy places the organism in Eukaryota, Metazoa, Arthropoda, Malacostraca, Decapoda, Penaeidae. The coding region runs from base 338 to 2431 and encodes 697 amino acids.
AGAGAGAGAGAGAGAGAGAGAGAGAGAGAGAGAGAGAGAGAGAGAGAGAGAGAGAGAGAGAAAGAGGGAGAGAGAGAAAGAUAGCGAGAGAGAGAGCGAGAGUGAGAGCAAAAGAAAGAGAGAGCGAAAGAAAGAGAGAUAGAGAGCGAGAGCGAAAGAAUGUAAGAGAAAAAGAGAUAAAUAAGCAAACAAGUAGUUCGAUUGAGACUGAUAGCUAGACAUACCUACGUUCAGCAUAUCCACAUACACCUAUACACAUAAAUACAGCCGCAAUGAGCAGCUAAGACGAGGGCUGAGGGAGAAGAGUGUGUAUGCUUUCACAAGUGUUCCUCUUAGCAUGACUCAGGUUGUUACUACAGCGACACAUAUGUGCAAGAGGGGGAGUAUCCUGGUUGUAGGCGACCACCUUGCACGCGAAAAAAAGUGGAAACAUCAACAGCUAAAAAGAGAAGAGGAUAUUGAUAACUGUGCGAAACAAGGUCUUAUAGAUACGCCCCAUCAGUUUUGGAGGAACGAUUUAUUUACAAGAGAGAGAGAGAGAGGAUUUCAAGGUCACGAGAUAACAGCGGAGACGGGAAUGGCUGCCGAGACAGGCAACAUGGCUGAAAAUUCGGCUGCUCCUAAUAUGGAAAUAGAUCAAGAUGACAGAUCCGAAACACACAAACUUUAUCUCAUAAAUCAGGCCACGCAUACAUGUCUAGCUGUCAUAAGUGGCUCAUCGCCGGAGAACGCAGUGAUUGGGAUGACGAGUCCCAGUGACAGCCGCGAGAAGCAGUGGUACAACUGCGCCGGGCAGUGGCAGUGGGGCGGCGACCGCUCGUACUGCCUGGCUCCCGUCCCUGGCGACAUUACGGUCCGGCUGGUCAAGUGCGCUUCCUCGACGAUCAAGUGGACGAAGGACGCCGAGGGCAGGAUGGUCUUAGGGUCGCGGGUGCUCACUGUGCCCCCGGGGAGACACAGAACGCGCGUGAUCCUCCGCUCGACGAUUAACGGGUCGGACCAAAUGUGGUGGACAAACGUGGAGCUGCAAGCCUUCUUGAAGGGUGCAGGUCCAGCGGUGUACCCGUUCCCGUCUGUCCAUAUUGCCAUAUACUACCAGGAGAUUGCCCGGGGCCUCUUGAACCAACUCGCCCCGCUGAACGAGCCGCUGCCCUUCCCUCGUGACGUGGCCACCUUCCCCGGCACCGUGGACGACGCCACGCCGCGGGUGGAGAAGACCUUCACGCUGGACCUCUCGGCGCUGGGGCAAGCCAGCAACCUGCGCAUGACGACCCCUCGAGACUGGCAGGCCACCGACCUGUAUGUGGCCGCAGGAGACAUCUUCCUGGUUACCCUUCCCGAAAGCCUGCCACUUGAACAGGCACGGCAGAUCACCGUUUGCGUUGGCGCUCACAUCGAUAAGCUUCGUCCAUCGUCUGGUACAACGAAAAAGAGCAAGUGGUUCAAGCGGAUGCCAGUUGUUUCAGAGACUUUCACUGUCAACCCAGGUAUAAAUCUCCUCCGAAGCCAGUAUGGAGGAAACCUGAUCUUCAUAUUCAGAGAAGGUGAGGUGUUCUUAGUAGAUGUUAAUGUGAAAAAUGUUAUUCGAGCUCCGCACUUUAGGCUCGACAAAACGACCGUGCACGAAUGGAGGGUCUCUAGGACGUCGGGCGCCCCCCACGCGGUGCUGGAGAGCGGCAGGAUUGUCCUGGUGGUGCGGAGCUCAGCCGUCACGAGCUUCGCCUUCCCCGAUCAGCUGAUGCGCCGAUACGAGGACGUCGUGGACAAACUGAAUUUCCUCGCGGGCUUCACGGAGAGUGACCCGCCGCCGAGGGGAAAGUACUGGCUCGUCAACGAUCUGCAGAUUUCGCACGGCUCGGCUCACGCGGGCUUCCCCGUCAUGGUCAACAGGCGCAUCAGGAACCUGGCCAUGUUCGAAACCCCGCAUCGCUGGUGCGUCUGGCACGAGCUCGGCCACAACUACCAGCAAGCCCGGACUUGGGCGCGCGCCUACGGAGUCGAGUCAACGGUCAACUUGUUCUCCUUAUACAUCGGGGAAAUGCUCUUCGGUAAGGACAGACUAAAGAAAAACGACAAGUACAGAUUAGCCUCCGAGGCAGUGGACCAAGGCCUCACGUUUGAAGAAGCCAAUUGCUGGCAGAAGCUGGUGUUCCUGAUGGAGAUCAAAUAUGCAUUUCCCGACAAGGGCUGGGAGAUGUUCCGCCAGCUGAACCGAACGACACGCGCCCUCUCGAAGAAGGAGGCGGAAUACUUGGCCUCCGACCACCAGCUGCAGAUCGACUACGUGUACCGGACGCUGAGCAAGAUCGUGGGUCACGACCUCAUCCUGACGUACCAGCGGUGGGGCCUCAGCGUCAGCCAAACCGCGCAGGAGGAAAUACAAAAGCUUGGCUUGCAGAAAGCGCCGGCAGAUCUCUCCGUCAGGCAAUAGGCAGUCGUUAGGCAUUCUCAUAACAAUCCUGAAAGCUGGUGUUCAGUAGAUAUAAUGUUUAGCGUUUUUUUUCAGCCAAUGAGUAGCUGGAUUCAGAAUUCAAUUUUAUCAGCUCCCCUUGCAAUAGUGACUAUUACCACAUACUAAGCCAUGACCUUUGCCAUUCGCUUCAUAUCGUUAAAAAAACAAAAACAAAACAAAACAGUACAUAGCAACCAAACAUCCCGUCAGUGUGUUUUUCAUACCAAAUGUAGAUGUCGUUGAUGAAAUAGUGGCAAAAUCCUAAUUCAAACGUUUAUAUCGGUUAAUUUGUAUAGAAUAUAUCAAUGGUGCGACUAAUAAUAUUACGGAAUCUGUUGUAAUAUUAUUUAUGCUUAUUUCGUAACUUUUUGUAUUUGAAUAAAAUAUAUAUGAAAAAUGUUCUCUUUUAUUCGACUACUUUGGUUUGAUCCAA